Molecule: messenger RNA, 1536 nt
Organism: Athalia rosae (coleseed sawfly)
Lineage: Eukaryota; Metazoa; Arthropoda; Insecta; Hymenoptera; Athaliidae
Gene: Orc5
Product: origin recognition complex subunit 5
Exons: 1
Coding region: 56-1357 (433 amino acids)
Biological process (GO): DNA replication initiation; DNA replication
Cellular component (GO): nuclear origin of replication recognition complex; nucleus
Molecular function (GO): DNA replication origin binding
Source: RefSeq, a predicted model, not a curated record
AACUAGCUGUUCACUUUUUACUGUCUAAGUGUAUUUUAUAGUAUUAACUAACAAAAUGAACGACUGUCUUGAAUUUCUAAAAAAAAAUAUAGUGUGUAGAGAAUACGUUAUCAGACGCUUGUAUUCCCUGAUCGGUUACCCAGCUGAAGAGAUGCCACAAAGUAUAUUUAUAUAUGGGCAUACAGCAACUGGUAAAUCUCUAGUUAUCGAAUCUCUGCUCAAUUAUCUUGAAUAUAAUGUAUCUGUUGUGAAUUGCAUAGAAUGCUACACGAGCAAACACAUUUUUGAAUACAUUUUGAAUGAUGUAUCUGGGUACGAAAUGAAUUCAUCGGAAAGUUUCAAUGUAUACCAAAAAUGCGAUAAUAUUAUGAAUUUCAUUAUGUACCUCAAGACAAUUGCGGGGAAUGAUAACAGACCUAUUGUAAUUGUUUUCGAUAAAUGUGAUAGACUCCGUGAUACAGAGAUAAAUUUGCUGCCAGCAUUUGUCAGGCUUAAAGAAUUGACUGGCUUGAAUAUUUGCACCAUUUUUGUUAGUGAUAUUGUUUGGGAAAAGUAUUACCUGAAAUCUGGCUUGCUGGAUCCCAUUAAAAUUCAUUUCCCUCAAUACGUUCGAGAAGAGAUGUUAAAAGUAUUAUUUUUAUACCAACCUCGUAACUAUGAAAGCAAGUUCUACAUGAAUUAUUUAAAUUUGUUUCUAUCAGUAUUCUAUAGGUGUUGUAGGGACUGUAACGAGUUGAAAUACAUGGCAAAAAUAAAUUUUGAUAAGUAUGUUGAACCCAUUGAAAGUGGAAAAAUUGACAAAGAUGAUGUACAAUCGCUAUGGCGAAAUAUUUCAAGCAUCUUGAAAGCCAAUUUAGAAAUCAUUUAUCUCAGAGUUUCCACAGAUGACUUCGAACAACGUACAAAAUUGUGCCAAGAAAUUGAAUCUACGACCAAAUUAGCAUUAAGCUUUGAACUGCCCUUUUAUGCAAAGUACAUGCUAAUUGCAGCUUACUUAGCUUCGUACAAUCCCGCUAAAGAAGACAAACGUUUGUUUGUCAAACAAAGCAGCAAAAAGAAAAAAAGAUCUGUUGUUAGCCAAAAGCCUAUCAAAUUAAGGACGCAGCUAGGCCCAAAAGCGUUCACUUUGGAUAGAAUGCUGGCUAUUUUUUACGCGAUUCUCGAUGAAAAAAUAGGACUGACUGUCAAUCUAUUAGCACAAAUACCUACCAUGUGUCAACUGAGAUUAUUAAAUGUGGUCGGUGAUAAUAAUUUAGAUGGUCCCAAAUAUAAGUGUUGUGUAAGCUAUGAUUUCAUUGUUAUCAUCUCUAAAACCGUUGGAUUUAGUGUUAAGAAUUACCUUCAUGAUUUUAUUUAAUACUUAAAUCUUGAUUAUAGAACAAAGUGCUUUGCUCAGUGUCACGAAGUCAUCAUUUUCAAAUUGAAAAUUUGACCUUCCAAUUCUACUUGUUUUAAUUUAUCUAUUACCUAAGCAUUGGUGCCUUUUGUAUUCUUUUUUAAUAAAUAAAUAUAGCAUAAAUCGAAUAAUAUUUAUAC